AUGGCAACAACAGCAAAGAAUGUGUUGGUGAUACAGGAUGCAUCUAAAAUACUUAAUUUAAGAGCUUUUAAUUGGAUCAUAAAUGGCUUAGAACUUAAGCCAGGAGAUAUGGUUACCGUAGUUGCAAUCCUGCAUGAGGUUUAUACUCCUAUGGGGUACAAAAUCACUGUCAAUGAGGGGGUUUUGGCUGGAGCAAACCAGAGGAUCAUCGAUGAAGAACUUGCAAAGAAGAAGGGAGAGUAUCUGAACAAUGUGGAACUUGCUCAGAUUGCUCAACUCUAUGAAUCAAAUAAGGUUGCGUUUAAGAUAAAGUUGUUUAAAGGAUCUUCACUAAGAGAUGUGACCUUAGAAGUGGCCAAAAACAUAAAGGCAACUUGGGUGAUACUUGACAGGCAAAUGAAGAAAGAUGAGAAGUUUUUCCAGGAGCAGCUUUCUUGUGGUAUAUCUAUAUUAAGGUGUAACAAUCAGAUUGAACAACUAAGAGGACCUAUAGAUCUCCCAGAAGAAAUACAAUGUAGCAGCCAUGAAACAUAUGAUGGAAGUUUACCAAGUAUUCCAUAUAAAGAUCUUUUUGGCAUCGAUGUUUUCCCCAACAGUACAUCUAAUGAUGAGCACAACCAGAUACAAAGAAGUCCCUGUGAGGAAGAGGGUUGCUCGAAUAUUACUACAAACAUUAAUGAAAAAACAUGUCAGACAAGUUUGCAUCACCCGAGCAUGGAUGAAACAGAAAUAAAUAGUAACCAAAUGAUAGAUAAAAUAGAAAGAGAUGAGCAAUGCCAGGAUCAAGGACAAACGCAAAGCAUGCCCCAUGAGAUGGAGAGGGACACAACAACUGUGAUUGAAAAUGAUCAAACAACUCAAGAAAUAGCUGAUCAUUCGCACCAGGAUGAAGAAAAGACAACCAACUUCUUCCAUGAUGAGAAGUGGGAAUUGAUGAACCCAACAAAUGCAGAAGAAAUGAUUGAUCAAACAAAAGAUGAUCUGCUAAGCCAGAAUCAAGCACAGACAAUAAGCAUUUCCAAUGGGGUUAUAUUUGAUGGCGAGCAAGAGAAUAGUAUUUUGGAAAAUUCAAUGUGCACCUUCUGCUCUGUCUGCAAAACUGGACGGCCAAAUAUUGGACAGCAUAAGGAAUUCGCAUAUGAAGAACUCCAAGCAGCCACAGAUGCGUUUUCAUUGAAGAACUGUCUCUCCAAAAGUGGUCAACUAUUCACUUUCAAAGGCCAACUGGAGGGAGGUCUGAAACUAGUAGUUAAGCAGCAUGAAAUAAAAAACACUCAAUUAAGGGAAAAAAUGAAGUCAAAAGUCCAAACCAUCCUCAAAGCUAGACAUAAGAAUGUGAUCAUGCUACUGGGUUCAUCUACAUCAGAACAUUUCCUGCUGACUGUUUAUGAGUAUGCUUGCAACGGUUCACUUGACAAGUAUCUAUCAAAAGAAGGCUGCAGGCCAUUGACCUGGAUAGAAAGGGAAAGAGUGGCAAUAGGUCUUGCCAGAGGUCUCAAGUACCUACAUGACAAGAACAUUGUUCAUUGCAAUAUAAAACCAACUAGUAUUCUUCUAACACAUGACUUCAGACCACUGAUUGGAGAUUUUGGCUUCGGGAAAGAACUUGAAUUAAAUUCUUCCAAAAAUAAAAACAAAGGGAAUUAUGAAUAUAUAGCACCAGAAUGCCUGGAGAAGGGGAAAUUAUCGAAUAAGACAGAUAGUUGA
Messenger RNA from Cajanus cajan (pigeon pea), 1707 nucleotides. Lineage: Eukaryota; Viridiplantae; Streptophyta; Magnoliopsida; Fabales; Fabaceae. The record is from RefSeq and is a predicted model, not a curated record.